AUGAAAAGGAAUCUCAGAGAAAAUGUUUGGUGGCCAUGUAUGGAUAAAGAUGUUGCUCACCGAAUCCAAGAAUGUGCCGGGUGUGCAGCUGUUAGUUCACAGCAUCCUCCAGAGCCGAUGACGCGCAAAGAAAUGCCAGAUCGAUCUUGGCAAGAAUUGGCCAUGGAUUUUUUCUCAGCAAAAGAAUGCGCGACCUUUUUGGUUGUUGUAGAUUAUUACAGUAGGUUUCUGACCGUCAUUGAAAUGAAGUCGACGAAUGCAUCCCAUACUAUUGAAGCGUUAGAAAAUAUCUUCAAAAUUCACACUUAUCCCGAAACAAUACGUGCCGAUAAUGGACCUCCUUUCUCAAGUGAAGAAUUUAAGUCAUAUUGUACCAGCAAAAAUGUAAGGUUAAUUAACACCAUUCCAUACUGGCCUCAAAUGAAUGGUCUGGUCGAGCGACAAAACCAGGGUAUUCUACGAGCACUAAAAAUAGCCAAGGUUAUGAAGCAGGAUUGGCGAAAAGCUGUUCAGGAGUAUGUAUAUGCGUAUAACACUAGGCCUCAUUCAGUGACCGGAAAGACUCCAGUGGAACUUUUGACGGGAAGACCAGCGAAAGAUCUGUUACCUUCUUUGAGAACCGAACCAUAUUGGAGUCGCGAUGAAGAGAUGCGAGAUAAUGAUGCCAUUAAAAAAAUGCAAGGCAAAAUCUAUGCAGAUGAACGUCGACACGCCAAGAAAUCUAACAUAAAAGUGGGAGAUACGGUGAUGAUGAGGAAUUAUGACUUACGCAAAUUGUGUCCUGGUUUCCAUUCGGCAAAGUACAGAGUUGUUCGUAGAAAAGGCGUCGACGUGCAUGUGGCCAGCGAAGAUGGUGUUAUUUACAGGCGCCCGGUAAGUCAUCUGAAAUUGUGGCCAACCUCACACAAGGGGAUGUCAUCUGAUGCGGAACAAGAACCUCAUAAAUUGCCAUCGAAUUGUCACGAUUCUGAGCAGCUUGAAUCCAAACCAGGACCGAAGGCUACCAAAAGGAAGAUUGUGACCGAUCCGAAAGCAGCUUUACAAGAAAGACCAAAACGGACCUCAAAAAAACCUGCUCGACUGGUAGAAUGA
Uranotaenia lowii is the source of this 1092-nucleotide messenger RNA. RefSeq lists its product as uncharacterized. The coding region runs from base 1 to 1092 and encodes 363 amino acids. Gene Ontology annotation, molecular function: nucleic acid binding. The transcript is spliced from 2 exons. Gene Ontology annotation, biological process: DNA integration. NCBI's taxonomy places the organism in Eukaryota, Metazoa, Arthropoda, Insecta, Diptera, Culicidae. The record is from RefSeq and is a predicted model, not a curated record.